CAUGGCAAAACUUCCCCAGACCUUGAAUUAUAGACCAGCAUCAUCUUGGAUGUUACACCUGCAGAGAGCCAGAGGCUCAGAGGGCUCAAUAAGGAUUUGUCUGGGUAGCGGAGCAACACCAUGUUUCUCUGCCUAGGUUCACAGACUUUUCACUGAGUUAUAUGCCUCUAAAUACUUCUUCAUCCAUUUGUAUUUUAUUUUAUGCAUAGAGCUGUAAGCGGAGAAUGCUUUCACUAGUCCUAUGGAUGGUAUGGGUCUCAUCCGUCUGCUUUCUACAAGGCAGGUAAGAAACAUAAUUGUCUUGCCUUUUGACGUAGUAAGUACUUAUUAUUGUUUUAUUAUAGCCUAUGCCUGUGGUUGUUUGAGUAAAACUAGGAGGAGACUAAGAAAAAUGAAUAUGUUGAUUCAAUGUGCAUUUAUAAUGUGUAAACUGAAGAAAUAGAGAUCUGCUACUUUUGAAGUGAGAGAAGUUGUUGAACCAUGGGGAAUAUACAAUGUUUUCCCAAUUAUAUGAAAAUCACUAAGGCUAAUUGCCUACAGAGAAAUAUAAUCAGUUGCCUCCUUGAAAGGUUCAUAUGUUCUACAAUAUAUUAUGUUGUUUAAAUGUGCCUAAAAAUAAUACAUAUAUAAUAUAUAUUUAAUUGAUUUUGAUUAGCAUUUUGUAAAAAUAAUGACCAAUAAAUGUAGGAUUUUUAUUUGGACUUUAUACUAAGAGGCGUAUGACGUAGUUAUCCCUCCAAAUUUUGCAGACUUUUACCGCGUAUUAAAUAUUUAUCCAUACAACAACUCUACAUUUAGCUUAACAAUUUGAUACGAUUCUGCUGUUAGUCUAAUGCAUUGGGACUAGACCGGAGAAGUCCUACACUUAACAAAGUAGGAUAAUAUAUGAAAGAAAACCGAUGAGAGAGGGAGAGAGUAGCUCAGUUGGUAGAGCAUAGCGCUUGCAACGCCAGGGUUGUGCGUUCGUUUCCCACGGGGGGCCAGUAUGAAAAAAGAAAAGAAAAAUGUAUGCACUCACAAACUGUAAGUCGCGCUGGAUAAGAGCGUCUGCUAAAUGACUUAACUGUAAAUGUGAUUUGGAACGUUGGGAAAGAGAUUAUUUUGUCCAGGGAUUAGAUAUACAUAGUCUACAUAAAGGAGAAAGCUACAUGACCUGUGUUUUCUAAAAUCAAUAUAAAUGAUCACACCCAGUCAAGUACCAUAUCUUAAUUGUAAUUAUAUGAAUAUUACAAUUUUAUUACAAAACAUAGUCACUACUUAACUGCUUGUGGCUCAUUACAAAGAAAUAGUAAUUACAAAGAGCAUAUAUCAUCCUAGCCAUUCUUAUUUCCGAAUUAUAUUUUCAGAGAAAUAUGUUUUUGCAGAAAAUCACUUGAGAUGCAGAGAAUGUAACUAUUCACCUUCAUGAAUCAAUUCCUCUCCCUCACAUCCCUUUAUUAUGACCAUCUGAAACAGUAGUUGCCCAUCAGUUCCAGAUAAUACCUCUCCUGACAUUCCUCUCACAGUUUCCUCCUACUCCUCAUCCCAUCUGGCAGGCCUGGGACCUGUAAGGAGAUGAAGCUACCUAGCAGGCUAGGGAAGGCCCCUUCCCCAUCUGACUUUCUGGAUAAACUCAUGGGAAGGACAUCUGGGUAUGACGCCCGCAUUAGACCCAACUUCAAAGGUAUAAUGCAAUACACUGUAGAGUAGAUUACACAAUACAACAAUACACAUACAGUUAUACACAUUAUGGUACAGUACAGUAAACCCUAAACAGGUGGGUGUAGUACAGUAGCUUUACAGAAUAAAUCUAAGAUACAAUAUUAUAUAAAUCUAAAAGAUUUCCACUUUCACAUUAUAAUUGUUAUUUGUUGUGAUACUUAAAGACAAAAUUACUCAGAGCAUUUGUUUUUGGUCAUUUUGCGUGCAUGUUAACCCACAGACCUAGGGCUCUAUUAAAUCCGCAUUGCAGAAGUUCAGCUUUACAGCGUGAUUGAAAUUUAAAGGCAAUAUUCCCGCUUUAGCGGAGACUGCAUUCACAGUAAACACUCCAUAUGUCGACUCGAUCAGAAAUUACCUUAAAAUGUAUGUCGCGGGAUCAGAUUAAAUAGAGCCCCUAGUUCAGUCUGUUUCUUCACAGCCAGCAAAGCCAGCAGAUUCCAUCUGACAUAGUUCCUCUUUAUUUCUCAAGGGUCAAAUCUCAUCAUAUAUAUUUUAUACUUGCUCCACAUCACUGAAAUAUGCCAGUGAAUGCCAUGCAAAGUAACUCCCUGCUGAUUGUCUAUAAAUAUACUAAUGUAACUUAAGUAGAAUCAAUAAAUUAUACCCUCUUAGGAAAUGAGAUUAUGAAAUAUUUAUGAUGUCAGUAGUUGAGGGAUGCAAUAUACUAAUGAGAGCAUAUUGGAAAUGACAACCAUUUUAUCCUGUCUGUUUGUGAUAACUCAGUCUAAUACAAGACAGCUUGCCACAUUAUAAACUGUGUAAACACAUCCGCCGCUGUGCAGUCAAUCAUCUCUAAAAUGAAAGGCCACCUCUUGCUCCCUACAUCCCUACUCAAAACCUGCUCAUCAAGCCUGCUUAUGUUUUUCACCACCCUGAUCAACAAGUCCCUGCUGACCGGAGAGGUACAGUACCAUCAAUCUUCAAAACAGCUGCAGUCACCCACUUACUGAAGAAACCCAACCGUGACCAGGACAUCCUAUCCAACUACACGUCCAUCUCCAACCUCCCCUUCGAAUCAAAAGUACUGGAGAAAGUGGUUGCAAACCAGCUUCAAUCACAUCUGUCAUCUAAUCAGUUGUAAAAGGUUUUCCAAUCUGGCUUCCGGCCCUUGCACAGCACCGAAACAGCUCUGGUUAAAGUUACCAAUGACCUGCUGAUGGCUGCUGAUUCUGGAUCUCCUAGCAUCCUCCUCCUCUUAGAUCUCAGUGCUGUUUUUGACUCUGUACACCACAUCAUCCUCCUGUGGUGUCUCAGAGAACACACUGCUGUCUCUGGAACAGCUCUGAACUGGUUCUCCUCCUACCUCUCCAAUAGGAAGCAAUACAUCGAUCUGGACUUUCUAAUAGUGGAGGAGUCCUCAGUCACAUGCAGCGACCCACAGCGGUUAGUGCUGGGGCCUGUCCUGUCUUUAAUUUACAUGCUCCCUCUCGGCCAGAUCCUAAGCUGCCUAGAGGACAUCAGGGCAUGGAUGAAAGAGAACUUCCUCCAGUUGAACAGUAAAAAGACUGAGGCUAUGCUUAUUGUGACACCCAAGCAGGUCACCAGUGCUGGAAACAUCUGCCCUGCAAUCAACGGCCAAGCCAGCCACCUGUCCUCUGUCAUCUCCAACCUAGGAGUCAAGUUUGAAGCUUCUUUGUCCUUCGAUGCCCACAUUAAACAAAUAUGUAAAACAUAAUUUUUCCAUCUUAAAAACAUUGCCUGGUCAUACCAUCACUCUCCCAGCCAGAUGCAUAGAAACUCAUCCACGCCUUCAUCUUCUCUCAGAUUGACUACGGCAAUGCGCUGUUUGGGGGCCUCCCAGCCAAAUCCCUACAGAGGCUCCAACUAAUCCAGAACAGUGCUGCCAGGGUCCUGACCAGGACCAAGAAGUCAGACCACAUCACCCCGAUCCUGGUCCAACUCCACUGACUACCGGUCAACUACAGGAUCAACUUCAAAAUGGUCAUGCUUGUAUUUAAAGCCCAGCGACCUCAUCUCAAUCAGCAAGCCACCUUGCACUCUCCGCUCCAGCCACUCCCUACUGCUUCAAGUCCCCAAGACACGUCUCCGAACUAUGGGGGACCGACCCUUCUGGUCCCUUGCUCCUCGCCUAUUGAAUGUUCUCCCUGACCAUCUGAGAGCCGCUCCAUCACUCAGAACCUUUAAAGCGGCCUUAAAACCCACUUCUACAGACUGUCUUUUUCAUAGUCCUAGUCCCAAUCUAAAAUGUAUUUAGCACCCAGCCCACUAUUGCUAUUUUACCUGCCUUGAUUCUAAAUGUGUUGUUUUUAUUGUAUAUAUACAGUAUGAAAAAAAGUAUCAGUAGAGCUUUGAGACAACUCUGUAAUGAAAAGUGCUAUACAAACGUAUUAGUAUUAUUAUUAUUAUUAUACUGAACAAAAAUAUAAACGCAACAUGCACCAAUUUCAACAAUUUUACGGAGUUACAGUUCAUAUAAGGAAAUCAGUCAAUUGAAAUAAAUUCAUUAGGCCCUAAUCUAUGGAUUUCACAUGACUGGGCAGGGUCACAGCCAUGGGUGGGCCUGGGAGGGCAUAGACCCACUCACUGGGGAGCCAGGCCCAGCCAAUCAGAAUGAGUUUUCCCCACAAAAGGGCUUUAUUACAGACAGUAAUACUCCUCAGUUUCAUCAGCUGUCCGGGUGGCUGGUCUCAGAUUAUCCUGCAGCUGAAGAAGCCAGAUGUGGAGGGCUGGCGUGGUUACACGUGGUCUGCGGUUGUGAGGCCGGUUGGACGUACUGCCAAAUUCUCUAAAACGACGUUGGAGGCGGCUUAUGGUAGAGAAAUGAACAUUCAAUUCUCUGGCAACAGCUCUGGUGGACAUUCCUACAGUCAGCAUGCCAAUUGCACGCUCCCUUAAAACUUGAGAUCUGUGGCAUUGUGUUGUGUGACAAAACUGCACAUUUUAGAGUGGCCUUUUAUUGUCCCCAGCACAAGGUGCACCUGUGUAAUGAGCAUGCUGUUUAAUCAGCUUCUUGAUAUGCCACACCUGUCAUGUGGAUGGAUUAUAUUGGCAAAGGAGAAAUGCUCACUAACAGGGAUGUAAACAAAUUUGUGCACAGAAUUUGAGAGAAAUAAGCUUUUUGUGCAUAUGGAAAAUGUCUGGGAUCUUUUAUUUCAGCUCAUAAAACAUGGGACCAACACUUUACAUGUUGCGUUUAUAUUUUUGUUCAGUAUAUACAGUAAGAGAGUUCUUAUUCCAUUGUGCGCUGGAAGACAAUACUAUCCCCUGUCAUUAAAUAGACCUGACAAUGUUUUCAGAUCCAUUUAUAUUUGCCACAGAUGCUCUGCCACAGAUCUUUUCCUUUAAAUAUUAAUAAACAUGGAUGAAUGAUGGAUGAACAUGUACUGUAUGAGUAAUGCAUUUUACUGUACAUGCUAAGCAAAUAAAUAAUUGUCUGUAUCAGAAAACAGCAUAGUGAAACACAUUGAAAUUAUGAUACAGUAUAUAUGAGUAGCUGCGUUUCUCAUGGACUAUUUUGCAGGUCCUCCUGUGAAUGUCACCAUCAACCUGUUCAUCAACAGCUUUGGGUCCAUCACAGAAACCACUAUGGUGAGGGAUUUUUAUACUCAUCCACCUUUCCUCCAAACAGGGUCUGUUCACUCCCUUUAAUAGACUGUCUCGUUUAUACUAUAACUACCAUAGGACUAUCGGCUCAAUGUGUUUCUACGGCAACAAUGGAACGACCCACGACUAGCCUAUAAGGAGUACCCUGAUGACUCUCUGGAUCUGGAUCCUUCCAUGUUGGACUCCAUCUGGAAACCUGACCUUUUCUUUGCCAAUGAAAAAGGGGCAAACUUUCACGAAGUCACCACAGACAACAAACUGCUGCGGAUAUUCCAAAAUGGGAAUGUCCUCUACAGUAUCAGGUGACCAGUGUCUCUAAAACAGUAGUGUCUCCUCAUAAUUAUAUAUAAGAGUACAAUUGUAUUAUUUAUAACGUGAUCAGUAACAAUAAUUAUCAACAUUCAAUUUGAAGCCACAGGUAAUGUUAGUGUACAAAACUCCCCGUACCUGUCUUCUGUUCACCCUCUCACUACAUGCUUCUGGUUCUGUGAGCCAGGUUAACGCUGAUUCUGUCCUGCCCCAUGGAUCUGAUGAACUUCCCUAUGGACAUUCAGACGUGCUCUAUGCAGCUGGAAAGCUGUGAGUUUUAUUUUCUCUAUUUUUUAUCCAUUCUUUGCACUCGGCUAGUUUCACUCCCUGGUGCCUCUUUUUCCCCUUUCUCUACACUUGACUAGACAGGCUUUGAUGUUGACAACUUUAUAAGUAAACUUGUCUCUCCCUCUGUAGUGGGCUAGAUCAUGAAUAAAAGAAACCCAUGUUCUCCCUUCUCCUCUGUGCUCUAGUUGGCUACACCAUGAAUGACCUGUGUUUCCAGUGGCUGGACAUUGGCCCUGUGCAGGUGGCUGAUGACCUGAUGCUUCCUCAGUUUGUGUUGAAAGAGGAGAAAGACUUAGGCUACUGCACCAAGCACUACAACACAGGUAGAUUCUGGACUCUCAAUGGUAUGUUAUUGCCACAGUUUGCUUAAUGACAAUGUCUUCAUCUCUAACCAUCUGGCAUCUGCUGGCAGGUAAAUUUGCCUGCAUCGAGGUAAAGUUCCACCUGGAGAGACAGAUGGGUUACUACCUGAUCCAGAUGUACAUCCCCAGCCUUCUCACCGUCAUCCUCUCCUGGGUCUCCUUCUGGAUCAACAUGGACGCCGCCCCAGCUAGAGUGGGCCUUGGUAUCACCACAGUGCUCACCAUGACAACACAAAGCUCUGGGUCCAGGGCAUCCUUGCCUAAGGUAAGAGAGGAAAUGUUUUAUAUUUUGCUCAGGUGUUCUAGCUGGACAACCUACAUACAUUAAAUCAAAAUUGAUUUCAAAAGAUGCUUUAAUUCAGAAAAUGCCAGUUACCAGUUUUAUACUUAAUACCUAAUCAUUGCACGUUAUUUCAGUGGUGGAAAACAUCAUGCUGUUUAUCUGCAUGUUGAAGUUCUAACCCUUAUUAAUUUUUUUGUGGGUUGUGUAGGUGUCUUAUGUGAAGGCCAUUGAUAUCUGGAUGGCUGUGUGUCUUCUUUUUGUGUUCGCUGCACUGCUGGAGUAUGCAGCAGUAAACUUUGUCUCACGACAGCACAAAGAGUUCUUCAGACUGAGGAAAAAGAUCAAAGAACAACAGCGGCAGAGAACUGUGAGUCCAAGCCCCUGUGCAGCCCACCCCUCAGGCUGCUGUCACCUGCUAUUCCCUCUAUGCCCCGUUAUGCAGCAGUUAUACAGUUCAGCUGGCUGUUGUAUCUCAUGCUGGGAGAUCCACAGACCUGUUCUAAAUUCAAGUCAUUUUCUUCCUUCUUCUGGGUAUAAUUGCUCUACUCAACAGCUUGGCUUGCCGUUUCACUUUGGAUCUCAAAAUAAUAAGUAACCCAAAAGAAAGUGAUCAAAAAAAUUAUAAAAAAUGAUCUGGAAUUAACUGAAUUGUGGUAGUAGUUUGUCUGUAGCUCCACAGUUAGCCUUCCACUAUAUUAUGAAACAUCCCAAUACUUUUCCCUGACACCUGCAUCUAGAUCAGUUUCAGGGACCGGGUAGCCUACUUUCUUUUUACCUAAGUCUCAUCUUAUUUUUAGAUCUUUACACAUUCAGUUGGUAUUUCUCAGACUCUGUUUACAUAAUAAUGUACUUGAAUGUCUACAGUAAUGUGUCACUGCAUGUUGUUUAGAUUGAAUCACAGUAUUCCCGUAUGCCUGCUAAACCUCCAUGUUGCUCUGGCUCUAUCAGCAGGGAAGUGGUGAUAGCAGCAAAGUGAAAGGUAACAGCGUGCCAGGCAACAACGCCUGCCAGGGGACCUUGUCUGGCCCUCAGCAGUGCAGUGUCUGUGCCAGGGUAAAAACUCCUACUCUUCUCACGCUGACUGGAGUCUAGUUUAAUGGGGGGUAUUCCACUGUUUGUUCACUUAGAAAAACAAAAUGGUAGAUCUCACUGAGUGAUAAGGUGUUGUCAUCGCUAUCUGUUGUGUAAUCUCUCUCAUGUGAAAUGUAUUCAUCACAAAAUCCAAGUCCUUUUUGACUUUGCCACACUUGAAUAAUCAUAAUACUGUAUGUGGCAAGUAAUGUGGAGAAAAUGUUGCAGGUUAUGAGGGUGACAGACAUUUUACCCUUUUCCUUUUGUUCUUUCCUAGGAGGAGCAGGAGCUGGCAGAGCAGAGCCAGGCCUAUUUUCUCCAUAGUUAUGGAGUAGCAGAAGAUGCACCACCAGAGAUGGAUGCCCCAAUCUUUCAGGCCUUACCUCCUGGGUUUCCACUGUAUGACAUCCGCAGGCGGUUUGUAGAUCGGGCAAAAAGGAUUGACACUAUAUCCAGGGCUGUGUUCCCGCUGAGUUUCCUCUGCUUCAAUGUUUUCUAUUGGCUUACCUACAAAGUGCUGCGGAAUGAAGCCAUCCGAGCUACUCUG
Molecule: messenger RNA, 8125 nt
Organism: Coregonus sp. 'balchen'
Lineage: Eukaryota; Metazoa; Chordata; Actinopteri; Salmoniformes; Salmonidae
Source: the annotation of a GenBank genome assembly